This is a messenger RNA of Symbiodinium necroappetens, 329 nucleotides long. Lineage: Eukaryota; Dinophyceae; Suessiales; Symbiodiniaceae. The record is from the annotation of a GenBank genome assembly.
AGCUGGUGCUGCAGGAGCGGCUUCACUGUCCAUGACAUCCCAGAUCAGCCUCACCGUAAGCGGCUUGAGCUACGUCACGCCAAAGACGUGAAGACUCUGGACUACGACGAGUCCAAGUUCGAGAUGCUCGGUAUUCUCAGACGUUGCUCAUGGGUGCUGAUGGGUGCCUUCCAGCUCGAGCUCGACCUGAAGAAGAACCAGGUGGUCUGCGGACCCAGGGCUGCCCUGCUGAAGCCGUUUUGGGAGACGACUGUGGCACUUGUAAAGACGACCGAGGCGACCAUGUGGAUCUUCAGCCCGCAACCGGCGAGGGUGCUGGUCACCGCGUA